CGCGCUUCCACGCCACUUGUUGCCGCGUUCCCCCUCUUAAAUCCAAUCCAGUCCGCCCGCCUCGCGGUCGCGAACCGCCGCGGACGAAGAGGAGGAGGAGGAGCGUGAGGUGAGGUGAGGUGAGGAAGAGGAUGGGGAGGGGAGGGAUCGGCGGCGGGGCGGCAGCGGCGGCGGUCGUGGAGAACACCGACUCCACCCGCGGCUUCGUCAAGGACGUGAAGCGUAUCAUCAUCAAGGUUGGCACCGCUGUUGUCACUGGUCCGAAUGGGCGGUUGGCUAUGGGCAGGCUAGGAUCUCUGUGUGAACAGGUGAAGCAGCUGAAUUUUGAGGGUUACGAGGUGAUUCUGGUUACUUCUGGUGCUGUUGGUGUUGGGAGGCAGAGGCUCAAAUACCGGAAGCUUAUCAACAGCAGUUUCGCUGAUCUGCAGAACCCACAGACGGACAUGGAUGGGAAGGCCUGCGCCGCCGUCGGUCAGAGUGGACUGAUGGCAAUCUAUGACACGCUAUUUAGUCAACUUGACGUGACAUCGUCUCAACUUCUUGUCACGGAUCGUGAUUUUCUGGACCCAAGUUUUGGGAACCAGCUUCGCGAGACUGUGGACUCUCUACUGGAUCUCAAAGUUAUACCAGUAUUUAAUGAGAAUGACGCCAUCAGUACUAGGAGACAACCAUACGAGGAUUCAUCGGGCAUAUUCUGGGAUAACGACAGUUUGGCCAGACUGUUAGCGCAGGAACUUAAAGCAGAUCUCCUUAUCAUGCUUAGUGAUGUGGAGGGACUCUACAGCGGUCCACCUAGCGAUCCUCAAUCAAAGAUUAUCCACACAUACGUCCAUGAACAACAUGAGAAGUUAAUUAGCUUUGGGGAGAAAUCUCGUGUGGGAAGAGGUGGAAUGCAAGCUAAAGUAGCAGCUGCUGUUACUGCUGCAUCAAAUGGCAUACCUGCUGUAAUUGCAAGUGGAUUUGCAAUCGAUAGCAUUAUAAAGGUCAUUCGAGGAGAGAAAAUUGGUACGCUUUUUCAUAAAGAAGCAAGUCAGUGGGAUUGUUCCAGGGAAGUAACUGCCCGUGAGAUGGCAGUUGCUGCAAGAGAUUGCUCAAGACAUCUACAGAAAUUGUCAUCUGAGGAGCGUAAGAAGAUUUUGCUAGACAUCGCUGAUGCUCUAGAAGCAAAUGAAGAUUUAAUUAGAUCCGAGAACCAAGCUGAUCUGGCUGUGGCACAAGAUUUAGGCUAUGAUAAACCUUUGCUUGCUCGGAUGACCAUAAAACCAGGAAAGAUAAUGAGCCUUGCGGGAUCAAUUCGUGCAAUUGCUGAUAUGGAGGAUCCUAUUUCCCAUACAUUGAAAAGAACAGAGGUUGCUAAAGAUCUUGUUUUUGAAAAAACAUAUUGCCCCUUGGGUGUUCUUCUGAUUAUUUUCGAGUCUCGUCCUGAUGCCUUGGUCCAGAUUGCAUCUUUAGCAAUCAGAAGUGGAAAUGGUCUUCUUUUGAAGGGAGGAAAAGAAGCUAUGAGAUCAAAUACAAUACUGCAUAAGAUCAUAACGGGAGCAAUUCCAGAAGCUGUUGGUAAAAAACUUAUUGGUCUAGUGAAAAACAAAGAUGAAAUUGCUGACUUGCUAAAGCUUGAUGACGUGAUCGAUCUUGUAAUUCCAAGAGGUAGCAAUAAGCUUGUUUCCCAGAUCAAAGCAGAGACCAAGAUUCCUGUUCUUGGUCACGCUGACGGUAUCUGCCAUGUUUAUAUUGACAAAUCAGCUGACAUGGAUAUGGCAAAACGUAUUGUAUUGGAUGCAAAGGUUGAUUAUCCGGCAGCGUGUAAUGCCAUGGAAACAUUACUUGUUCAUAAAGAUCUGAAUAGGACAGAAGGCCUUGACGAUUUAUUGGUGGAGCUUGAAAAGGAAGGAGUAGUUAUCUAUGGUGGGCCUGUUGCACAUGAUACAUUGAAAGUACCAAAGGUAGAUUCAUUUCAUCAUGAGUAUAACUCAAUGGCAUGCACCCUCGAAUUUGUUGAUGACGUGCAGUCAGCAAUUGACCAUAUAAAUCGCUAUGGAAGUGCGCACACAGAUUGCAUUAUCACUACUGAUGGAAUGGCAGCAGAGACUUUUCUACAGCAAGUUGAUAGUGCUGCUGUGUUCCAUAAUGCAAGCACACGGUUCUGCGAUGGGGCUCGCUUUGGUCUAGGUGCUGAGGUUGGCAUAAGCACAGGGCGCAUACAUGCUCGGGGGCCUGUUGGCGUUGAUGGACUCCUAACUACUCGAUGCAUUUUACGAGGAAGUGGACAAGUAGUGAACGGAGACAAGGGAGUUGUUUACACCCACAGGGAGCUCCCUUUGCAAUGAGGUAAAUGAGCUGGCGAAGGAGCUGUUGCAGAGCAAGUUUUUGCAGAUGCUCGCUGGGCUCCUUCCUGACGUAUCCUUUUCUUCAUGACACGCAAUGGAGCCAUAAAGCAGGAAGUAACGAAGGACAAAGGUCAAAACUUAAUAGUACUAUGUUCCAUGUGUUGCUAUGCAGUAUCUGUAUGGUGCCCCUUAUUCAUUGUACCAUGAAUAAUUUAUGCCAUUUGUCGUAGGAGCUUCCUGUAACUACAUUGGAUUUCAUUGACGUCUACGGUACUAAUAAUUAAAAUUGCUAGAUGGCUUUAGAUGAACA
This is a messenger RNA of Oryza brachyantha (malo sina), 2637 nucleotides long. Its product is annotated as delta-1-pyrroline-5-carboxylate synthase 2. Bases 132 to 2327 code for a protein of 731 amino acids. Lineage: Eukaryota; Viridiplantae; Streptophyta; Magnoliopsida; Poales; Poaceae. The transcript is spliced from 21 exons. The record is from RefSeq and is a predicted model, not a curated record. Gene Ontology annotation, cellular component: cytoplasm. Gene Ontology annotation, molecular function: glutamate-5-semialdehyde dehydrogenase (NADP+) activity; ATP binding; glutamate 5-kinase activity.